This is a messenger RNA of Gastrolobium bilobum, 3499 nucleotides long. Its product is annotated as serine/threonine-protein kinase CTR1-like. Gene Ontology annotation, biological process: protein phosphorylation. The transcript has 16 exons. Lineage: Eukaryota; Viridiplantae; Streptophyta; Magnoliopsida; Fabales; Fabaceae. Gene Ontology annotation, molecular function: ATP binding; protein kinase activity. The record is from RefSeq and is a predicted model, not a curated record. Bases 1242 to 3224 code for a protein of 660 amino acids.
CUCCACUGAGGCGACGUGUGCUGAUGAUCCCAAUUUUCUGGAUUCAGUGCCAAAUGAAUCCACGUUAAGGUCCUCGUUGUCAUGUUCAGCAGAGGCAAUGUCGCAUAGGUUCUGGGUUUGUCUGGAUUUUCUAGGCUGCAUCAAUAGAAGUGUGAAAUUGACGACGAUGACAAAUUUUGUGGAGAAAUUUUUAAGUUCAUUAGACUGUUGGACCUUUGCAAUGAGUGAUUCCUGGGGCUGUAUUUGACUUCAAUGGAUGGGAACUGCAUUAGUACAAUACCUUAUUUGAAGUUGUGUUUCAUCAGUUGCAAAGAACAGUUGGAUCUUGAAUUACAAUGUGCAAGUCGAAUAGGAUUAACAACUGACAAGGAUAUCAGGCUUUUUCUUUUCGGCGUGCUCCCGGGAAAUAAUUAUCAUCUAGUCCCAUUUGUCGGGCACUGACAGCAGAGAAACUACAUUCUUGAAUUGUUGCUUUUCACUCUUAAUUUGUACCAACUUUGUUGCAAUGCUUGCAAUGUGGGCAGAUUAUCCUGUUAUUGUGUUCCUUACAUUCUUGAAACUUGUUUUGCUUGUUCUAAAGAGGCCCUUUUUUGUAAUGCAUACUAAUUUAUUGGAAAAUGUAUUGUUUUAAAGAGUAAGAUAAAUCUUGGAAUUGUGUGUUUAAUAUUUUGGCAUUAUUUAUGUUUUGUUACUAACUUCCAUUUUUCAUGACACUGAUGGCAUAAAAACAAAAUUAUGGUGAGUUUUCACUGUUAAUUUGUACCAAUUUUGUUGCGAUUCUGGUGACCUGGGCAGACUAUCCUGUUUAUAUGUUCCUUAAAUGAUGCUUCUUGAAACUUGUUUUGCUUGUUCUAAAGAUGUGCUUUCCCCACUCUGCAUAAUAUUUAUUGGAAAACGUACUGUUUGAAUGAGCUGAAUGAAUCCUGAAAAUGUGUGUUUAAAUAUUUUGGCGUCAUUGUGGGUGACUGAAUAUGCAUUGUCCUAUUAGGGGAAAUUUCCACGGGGAGGUAUAAUUAUCAUAUUCUGAGGGAAGAAGUUAAAACUUAAAACGUGAUUGUUAAGUUGUUACAUGAAUUAAAUUUAAGAGGAAACAAAAUACCCAUCAUCUCUUUAUUACGUUCUUGUAUUUUUGUUUUCUUUUUUAAAUCAAUUUCCUCUAAUUUUACAGAAAGUUCAGAGUGGAAACUGGAAGUAGCUUCAUCUUGAUAGACUUGUUUCACUUAUUGGUAGGUAUACAAUUGAUGAUAUUUUGUCCUGUUAAUAAUGUGCACCAGGUAAAUGGCUGCCUAUUAUACUUCGACAAAAUUCCUGAUGGCUUUUAUCUAAUUCACGGGAUGGAUCCCUAUAUAUGGACCAUGUGCACUGAUCUGCAGGAAAAUGGCCGAAUUCCAUCAGUUGAUACACUAAAGUCUAUGGAUCCCUCUUCUGUUUCUUCUCUUGAAAUAGUUUUGGUGGAUAGACGUAGUGAUCCUAGCUUAAAAGAAUUGCAAAACAAAGUACAUGACAUUUCUUGUAGCUGCAUGACGACAACAGAGGUUGUAGACCAUCUUGCCAAGCUGGUUUGCAAUUACAUGGGGGGUUCAGCUUCAGUUUGGGAAGAUGAAUUUUUUCCCGUCUGGAGGGAGUGCAUUAAUGAUCUGAGAGAUCGCUUAGGAUCUGCUGUUGUUCCAAUUGGCAGUCUAUCUAUUGGACUCUGCAGGCAUCGUGCUAUAUUAUUCAAAGUACUAGCUGACACAAUUGAUUUACCGUGUCGAAUUGCAAAGGGUUGUAAAUAUUGCUCAAGAGAUGAUGCCUCCUCAUGUAUUGUUCGAUUUGAGCUUGACAGGGAAUAUAUGGUUGAUCUAAUUGGGAAGCCAGGUUGCUUGUGCGAGCCUGAUUCCUUGCUCAAUGGUCCAUCUUCCAUCUCAUUUUCUUCACCCUUGCGCUUUUCAAGACUUAAACCAGCUGAACCUACCAUUGAUUUCAGGUCAUUGGCCAAACAGUAUUUCUCAGAUUGUCUAUCUCUUGAGCUUGUCUUUGAUAAUGGUUCUGCAGAACAGAAGUGCAGAGACAGGAAUAACCGUGGGCCAAUUCCAAAUGAUAGCAACAGAGGUUCUCUCAUUCGUCCGUACCCACAAGCUUACCAUCCAAGCCGGCAUGAUCAAGGUUCUGAAACAUUUGAAUCAUGUAACCUUCCUCAGAACGUUGUAGAACUGACAACUGUGGAAAAGGAUCCACUGCCUUUAAAGCAUAACCUUCCUGGUCAUAGAGAUGCACAAACCCCAUUAGCACUAAAAAAUUUCAAUGUUGAUGUUAUUGAGGGUAGGGGUUUUGUUGAAGGAAGUCAACUGAUUCCUAGCAAACCUACUAGAGAGCUUGCCCUUGAUAUGGAGGAUUUGGACAUACCGUGGAGUGAUCUUGUUUUAAAAGAGAGAAUAGGAUCAGGUUCGUUUGGAACUGUACAUCAUGCUGAGUGGAAUGGCUCAGAGGUUGCUGUGAAAAUUCUGAUGGAACAGGACUUUCAUGGUGAACGCUUUAAGGAAUUCCUGAGGGAGGUUGCAAUUAUGAAACAUUUGCGGCAUCCAAACAUCGUUUUAUUUAUGGGUGCUGUCAUUAAGCCUCCUAAUUUAUCAAUUGUCACAGAAUAUUUGUCAAGGGGGAGCUUAUAUAGGCUGUUGCAUAAACCUGGUGCCAGAGAGGUGUUGGAUGAGAGGCGUAGGCUUAGUAUGGCUUAUGAUGUGGCUAAGGGGAUGAAUUAUCUUCAUAAACGUAAUCCUCCCAUUGUUCAUAGAGAUCUGAAAUCUCCAAACCUUCUCGUUGACAAGAAAUAUACAGUGAAGGUAUGUGAUUUUGGGCUUUCCCGACUAAAGGCAAAUACAUUUCUUUCAUCCAAGUCAGCUGCAGGGACUCCUGAAUGGAUGGCUCCAGAAGUUCUUCGUGACGAGCCUUCCAAUGAGAAGUCAGAUGUUUACAGCUUUGGUGUCAUCUUGUGGGAGAUUGCAACAUUGCAACAGCCGUGGGGUAAUUUGAAUCCAGCACAGGUUGUGGCAGCUGUUGGCUUUAAGGGAAAAAGACUUGAGAUGCCACAUGAUUUGAAUCCACGAUUAGCCUCAAUAAUUGAGGCUUGCUGGGCCAACGAGUCCUGGAAACGCCCGUCUUUUUCAAGUAUUAUGGAUUCUUUGAAAGUAUUGCUCAAAAUCCAUACACCUCAACCUGGUCGUCCAAACAUGCCAUUGCUUACCUGAAUGGUUGGAAUCCUAGAUGUCAUUCAUGCACAUACUUCAAGGUUUUAUUAGUGCUGAUGUCUAGCAGUAGUACGCUGUUUUAUUAGUCCCAGAGGCACAGUUGUAUAUUUCUGUUCUAAUUCGAUUAAGAAUACCGAUUUUUGACGCAAAGCAUGGAUCCUCCAUCUUUAUUCCAACAAAAUAUUUUGAUUACUGUACUAAAAAAAAAAUUUGUUUGAUUAGUGAUCCAAUAAUGUCGUGAAGAAAUGUAUAAUUUUUUUCAUCCAUAUUUUUGU